ACCAUGGACGUCGACGCCAUGUCCGUCAAAGAGCUCAAAGCAUUGAUCGGCCGCGCGGGCCUGUCCUGCGUCGACUGCGUCGAGAAAUCGGACCUGCGCGCGCGUGCCCGCCAGGCCGUCGCGCGCCUUGACGAGGCGAAGCGGCUCCAGGAGGAGCGCAAGAAGACGUCGCCGCCGCCGCCGCCGGCCGCGGACAAGACGCCCCAGCCGUCGCCGGCCAAGCCGGCCCGGUCGCCGCCGGUGCCGCCGUCUGUGCCGCCCGGUGUGCCGGUGCCCGGAGCACCCGGAGCCCCUCGGCCCGGCACCUACGUCUAUAGAGCUGGAGCGCCGCCGCCGCGGCCGCCGCCGCAGUGGCAGCCGCCGCCGCCCCAGCCGCAGAAAAAACCAUCACCAGCGAAAAAGAAGUGGUCCGCGGAUGAUAUGUACGACUCCGACGGAAACGAAAAAUUCGACGUGACGACGAGCGACGACGACUCGGACGCCGAGGCGCCGGCGCCCGGGACGUAUGUGUACCAGGCGCGCGCGCCGCCGCCCGAGAAGCCGAAGCGCCGCCGGCGCCGCGACACCUACGACUCCGACGAUCCGCCGAGCGAUUGCGUGUCCGACGAGGAGGAGUACAAGCCGCGCGGCUCGAGGCGGCGGCCGCGGGCUAGAUAGAUAGAACAAGACGAGGCCUGGAACGCGACGUUCGG
Molecule: messenger RNA, 692 nt
Organism: Pelagomonas calceolata
Lineage: Eukaryota; Pelagophyceae; Pelagomonadales; Pelagomonadaceae
Source: the annotation of a GenBank genome assembly